Messenger RNA from Leptidea sinapis, 2401 nucleotides. RefSeq lists its product as uncharacterized. The transcript is spliced from 6 exons. Bases 180 to 1019 code for a protein of 279 amino acids. The record is from RefSeq and is a predicted model, not a curated record. Lineage: Eukaryota; Metazoa; Arthropoda; Insecta; Lepidoptera; Pieridae.
CAGUUCUGACUCCUUAGUACAGACGGUAAACAAAUAACAUCGCGUGUGACGAAAGAUUCGGAAAGAUAUUAGUCCAGUUUAAAAAAUUUCAAAGUUUUAUCAAAUGUAGUGUAUGUAAUGGUCAAAGUCUCAGUGCUAGUUACAACAUGAACGUUGGUUCUGUUUGAAUCACAAAAGGCAUGAAUAUGAACCUCUUAACACUGAUGAUAUCUUUGUGCGCGGAGACGUCAGCGUACAAGAUCACUCAGGUGAAGGUGCCGCUGUACGCCGACCCCCGGCGGGCGGCCGAGCUGAGUUGUCACUUCAGAAUGGACGACCACAAGCUGCACUCUGUCAAGUGGUAUCGAGACCUGCACGAGAUAUUCAGAUACAACCCCUCGCAACAGCCUCAGAUACGUUUGUUCAACGUGACCGGCGUGAUGGUUGAAGGCGGGGAGUGUGAGAGUGAUUGGUGUCUGGUGCGAGUGAUGCCCGCGCCGGAAGCGACACGGGCCGCCUACAGCUGCGAGAUAUCAACAGAAGGACCCAAGUUUAUGAUAGCGAGGGAAACUAAACACAUGACUGUUGUAGCUAUGCCAGAUAAAGACCCAGUUAUUUAUGGAGCACCGAAAUUACUGAAGCCUGGAGACCAGAUAGUCCUCAAUUGUACUUCAGAUUACUCUUUACCUCCGUCAGAUAUUAAUUGGUAUAUUAACGACGAGCUACAAAAGCCUGAGCUAUGGCAUCGCUCUGAACUAAGCGCAGUUCAACCUGGGGGUCUUCGUUCAUCGUGGCGUACUCUCAGGAUCUCCGUGCCAUCAGAUGCCAGCGGCUCGCUCCGAGUGAGAUGCGAGGCCGUUCUCACUGUCGAGCCGCCGGUUGUCCGGGACACUUCAGCUGUAAUGACCUUGUUCUCUCGUACUCAGCUAUCUAAAUAUAUGUUUAACAGAGGUUCACGGAUUGGAUAUCGAGAUUUAAUGUUAGUCUCAGUAAUGUUUAUUAAUUUAAACAGGAAACUUUCAGUAAGCUGGAGCUUAUGAGAGCAUCGUAACUAACAAUUAUGUAUUGGUGAUAUAAGCAUUUUAUAAUUAUGUUGAUAUAAAUGUUUGUAAUUGAAUAAAUUUCUGUUAAGCAUAUUAAAUCAAUGAAAGUAUUUCAAAUUAAUUAUUAUUAAGCUGUAUAACCUACAUAAAAUAAAACUAAUUAUUUUGUCAAAUAAUUUCAUAUGGUUUUAUUAGGAAUGGUAAUACGUAAGUAUCCAUCCCUACUCUAUGAUAUUGAGCAAGUAAAACACCAUACAAUGGAGCAGUUACAAAUUAUUAAGAGCUAAGAUUUAAAUAGAAUAAAAUCUGAUUCAUAAAUCUAUCAAAUGAUACAUUAUUUUCAAGUACUAUUAUAUAAUAUUGAGACACCUAAAUCAAUAUCAACUUAAAGGUUUAUUUGCUCAUAAGUCUUGCGAUAGUUUUUAACUAGUAACGUAGGUAAGGCUUUUGGAAAAAACUAGAAAACGUACUUUAAUGUUGUGCGAAGUAAAUUAGAUUAUAGAAAAGAUUAACAUUUUUUAUUAAAGGUAGGCUAUUAAACCAAAAUUAAAUUAAGCCAUCUUAUGUAAUAGUCCUAUGGUGAUGUACUCGUAUGACGAAUCUCUUAAUUUUUUCUUGUACUUGUAGUUUGAUGAUUGCCCGUAUAAAACAUAAACAUAGUUGAAUAAAUAAACAAAAUAGAAUACUGAAGGUUGAGGACUAACCCAUGAUUAUUGAUAUUAUAAACUGAUAGUUAUUUUUAUGUAUGAAAAUAUGUUUGUUGGUGAUACGACUUAAUAAAGAUUAUUGAAUAAUUGAAAAACAAAUCUAUUUUAUGCAUAUAAUGUUAGAGUAAUUUUACAAAACGCCAAAGUUCCUGGCACACGAAAGUGAGAAUAUUUCUCAUGUGUAAGAAAUAAAAUCAAAUACAUUUAUGAUUGAAAUGGAAACUGAGGCUGAGCUGUUAGCUCGGCUAUGUAACGAUCGUUCGGGUAAUCUCAUCUCGAGUCGACUUACGGCCGUUUUCAAUAACGUAUCUCUAAUUACGGAUGUAUUGAUAUUACCGUUUAAUGACAAGAUCUUAUCUAUCCAUAGUUAUGUCCAAUAUAUAUUAUUAGUUAUAGUGCAAUAGAACAUAUUAGUCUACCUCUAGUAAGUUAAACUAAGAAUAGAUAGUUUAUUGAAAACGGCCGUAAGGCAACGCGAUCAGUCAGAACAGAAGAGAACAGAGUAAGUUUAAUAGAAUAACAAAUUCUGAGGUAGUUGGAUUCCAAGUGAAAAUGUAGUUAGCCGACGAUAAUAUCACAUCGCAUUAAUUGUAAUGACACAAUGUAAUGACUUACAAAUAAUAUAUGACAGUGGUAAAAUUGUGUACAAUUCAAUAAGAGACAAAGUGUUGU